Pararge aegeria (speckled wood butterfly) is the source of this 1471-nucleotide messenger RNA. RefSeq names its product tetraspanin-11-like. The coding region runs from base 172 to 807 and encodes 211 amino acids. The transcript has 6 exons. Lineage: Eukaryota; Metazoa; Arthropoda; Insecta; Lepidoptera; Nymphalidae. Gene Ontology annotation, cellular component: membrane. The record is from RefSeq and is a predicted model, not a curated record.
UGGGCGGAGUGUUGUGUUUACAAAAUAUGAUAGAUUUUCGAAUUAUUAGAUAAAAUAUAUGAAUAAUAAAACAUCAAAUAAAGUGCAUCUUCUAAACUGUUUAUUUAUAGAAUAUCUACUGUAAAGUGGUGAAUAAAAGUGUCUGUUAAGCUGUGCACCGCGAUCUUCACCAUGGGCUUGUCUCGGUGCUACUCGUUGAUGAAGUGUUUGUUGAUCAUGUUCAACGUUAUAUUUCUCUGCGUGGGAGCCGGCGUGUGCGCGUUCGUGGCGUGGGCGCUGUGGGACGGGCGCGGCGCGGAGGGCGGCGACGGGCGCGCCGGCCUGUGCGCGCUUGGCUUGUGGGCGCUGGUGCUGUCGCUGGGCGCGGUGGCGGCGCUGGCGGGCGCCAUCCGCGGCUCCGCGUCGCUGCUGGCGGCGGCCUUCGCGCUGCUGGCGCUGAGCGCGGUGGCGGAGGCGGCGGCCGCGUGGUGGGGCGCCGCGCACCAGCCGCAGUUGGAGCAGGCGCUGCGCGAGCGCUUGCGCCACUCGCUGCUGCACGAGUACGGCGAGCUGCCGGCGCGCACGCAGGCGCUGGACGCCAUCCAACGCGGGCUGCAGUGCUGCGGCGUGGACGGCGCGCGCGACUGGCAGCGCGCGGCCUGGGCGCGCGCCGCGGGGCAGCUGGACCUCAGCGUGGCCGCGCCCGCCGCCUACUACUGGGUGCCCGCCUCCUGCUGCACGGUAUUGAGAUGUGAAGUAUUAAGAUUGAAGAAAUUACAAAUCACACCGUACAGAUCCACCUGCUUUUCGCGGAGUGUAGCAAAUUAAGCUUAAUUUUCAUAAUAUAUCAUGGAAUUCUGCUAAGUAACGCUUGCUUCUAUCCAAUCUUAAUUAAAAUGUUUUCAUUUAUGAUCUAAACAUUUGGUGUUCAUAAGAGCUUGAAAAAUAUGCUGGGAUUAUUGUAAAAUGAGCCUGAAAGGAAAUAAUGCUAAAAAAAACUAUUUUGUGCCUUUGGAAAGAUGGCAACGCGAGCAACAAAUAUACGAAAAGAGGCAGCGCGAAAAAAUUAAAAUAAAUAAAUUUUCGAUACUCCUGGAGAACUACCAAAUGGCUCGAUUUUAAAAGAAAUCUAACAUGAAUGAUAGAGUACAAACCUUUUUUUUACUGAGGCCGGUGUUAGAUUUAAGUGUGCUUUCUAACUUAAUUUAAAUGUGUACUUAGUUUAUAUCGAGCGCGCGGCACCCCGGGUCACUAGAUAAUAAUGUCUUCAUUUACUCGUCCUAUUUGUAUGAAAUAACACGAGAUGCGUUCAUGUAAUUUCUCGUGGCGCACAGCUUAGCCCUGCAGGACAUAGCAAAUUUGAGCUUCAAACCAAUAAGGAAAGUUCCAUUUGCCAUAUGACAAUGUAGGGGUCGCCGCGCGUCGCAGUGCCAUGUAGUGUAUUUGUGUCGCGCAGUAUCCUUGUGUUCACACUAAUAAAUGUAACAACUCC